Sinocyclocheilus grahami is the source of this 1117-nucleotide messenger RNA. RefSeq names its product paired box protein Pax-5. Gene Ontology annotation, molecular function: RNA polymerase II cis-regulatory region sequence-specific DNA binding; DNA-binding transcription factor activity, RNA polymerase II-specific. The coding region runs from base 20 to 1117 and encodes 365 amino acids. NCBI's taxonomy places the organism in Eukaryota, Metazoa, Chordata, Actinopteri, Cypriniformes, Cyprinidae. Gene Ontology annotation, biological process: anatomical structure development; regulation of transcription by RNA polymerase II. The transcript is spliced from 9 exons. The record is from RefSeq and is a predicted model, not a curated record.
UCCAACCUCUAGCCACGGCAUGGACUUGGACCAAAAGGGUCCAUCUCUGCGCAUCGGACGGUCGGGGCAUGGAGGGGUGAAUCAGCUGGGUGGGGUGUUUGUAAACGGGCGGCCCUUGCCUGACGUGGUGAGGCAGAGGAUAGUAGAGUUGGCCCAUCAGGGCGUACGUCCGUGUGACAUCUCCCGCCAGCUCCGGGUCAGCCACGGCUGCGUCAGCAAGAUACUGGGCAGGUAUUAUGAGACAGGAAGCAUCAGACCAGGGGUGAUCGGAGGCUCCAAACCAAAGGUUGCUACACCCAAAGUCGUCGACAAAAUCGCUGAUUACAAACGCCAAAACCCCACCAUGUUUGCCUGGGAGAUCCGAGACAGACUGCUGGCAGAGAGAGUGUGUGACAAUGACAGCGUGCCCAGCGUCAGCUCAAUCAACAGGAUCAUUCGCACUAAAGUCCAGCAACCACCUGGCCAAUCAGGAGCUGUCUCUGCCCAUAACUUAGCCUCUACAGUGGCAGUGACCCAAGUAUCUGCUGUAACCAGUGAUGCUGCAGGCUCCUCCUACUCCAUCAGUGGAAUUCUGGGAAUUAGCUCACCCGCCGACGCAAACAAACGAAAGAGAGAUGAAAUUCUACAGGAUUCUCCUUUGGUGAAUGGCCACGCCCACUCAGGGCGGGACUUCCUGCGGAAGCAGAUGCGAGGAGAGCUCUUUACACCGCAGCAGCUCGAGGUAUUGGACCAUGUCUUUGAUCGACAGCCAUAUCCCGACAUUUACCCCGUCCCUGACAGCAGCAGCUACAAGCUCGUCCAGACAUCUGAUUACUCGGCUAUGGCGUCUUUGGCUGGCGGACUGGAGGAGAUGAAGAACAGCCUGGCCAAUCAGACGGGAGCAGAACUGGGUUCCACUGUUGCAGGGCCUCAAUCGUAUCCACUUGUGUCUGGUCGCGACCUGGCCAGCACCACACUCCCUGGUUACCCUCCUCAUGUUCCUCCAACUGGGCAGGGUAGUUACUCCACACCCUCCCUCACAGGGAUGGUACCUGGAUCUCCAUACUACUAUAGCGCAGCCACACGGGGAGCAGGAACGGCUGCCACAGCAACUGCCACUGCCUAUGACCGCCACUGA